CUUGGUUUUGAUUCCGCAGAAUAUAAAUUAAGACGGCACCGCCUGGCGGCGGCGGGUGGAGGAGGAAGAGGACACUCGCUUCAUUUCUCGCAAGGGUAAAAGGGGCUACCAGAGAUUCGAAAAUCGGACGGAAAUGGGGAUUGUGGCGGCAAUAGGUGUGUUACUGCCGUUCCCAUUCUACUACCUUCUGUGGACAAACCCACAGGCAUGGGUUAACCUUUGCGGGAGAAGUCGGGACCCGAGCAAGGUCAUGGCUCAAGUCUCUCACUUCCUCAAGCUUCUCCAGUUCAUAUCUCUCUACUCCGUCUCUUCUUCUCUUUCAUGGCCCCCUCCUUUCUAUUUCUGGCCGCUCUUUGGCUUCGGCCAGUUCCUCAAUUUCAGGGUGUACCAAUUGCUUGGAGAAGCAGGGACUUACUAUGGUGUGCGGUUCGGGAAGAGCAUCCCGUGGGUGACUCAGUUUCCAUUUGGGGUGAUAAGAGAUCCACAGUAUGUUGGUAGCGUUAUGAGUCUGGUGGCUUGUCUAGCUUGGUUUCCAUUUCAGUACAUCUUGUUAUGGUGCUUGGGCUAUCUGUUCAUCAGCUUUGUGGAGUCGAAAGAGGAUCCUGCAACUCGUGCUAAGCCGCUUGCUUGAGUUAAAACAAGUUUCAGAUUCGAUUAACACAAAGAUUUUGAAGAGGCAAAGGGAUACUUCUUUCCUGGAGUUGAGAAGGUUAUCUGAUAUGUGCUAUACCCCUGACAAUUUCAUUUAGGGUUUGUGCUCUCAAUAACAAGUGUGAUGGGCACUAGAGAGCCUACUGAUUUCCUUUUAGGUAGGUUUUCUGGAAAUGACUCUAGUAGCUGAAAGUAAGCAGUAACCUGUUAGGUCUAGGUAGGCUGUCUUACAUUUGUACUGUUUUUUAGUCCAUUUGCUUGGAACACUGAGGAUAGCAGCAUGUAUGCAUGCUUUUGUUUUGUAUGAGUUGAGAGUAUUACUAGCCUCUUUGACAUUCUUGGAUAACAUGUCUGUGCAUAUACAUGUAUCGAAAAGGGUCGAGAAGUGCCUUUUAUGAGAAACAAGAUGCUGGGAAAUCUAACAUGUGUAUCCUAGACCAGAGCAAGUGGGAGAUCAAAAGCUUUCUUGGCUAGGAUUACAACAGCUCCAGCAUCUAUGUCUUUUAGUUUGCCGGUUUUGGAUGAUAUAAUGGUGCAUUUCUUCUCUUCUGCAUUUGGGACGAACAGUCUCCCCUUCUCCUCAGAAGAAAACAGCGCAAUGCUGCCGAAAGAAAAGAAAAAUUCUACCUGGGUUUCCCGCGGGCAUUUGCCAGCUGGAUCGCUGCU
Molecule: messenger RNA, 1317 nt
Organism: Linum tenue
Lineage: Eukaryota; Viridiplantae; Streptophyta; Magnoliopsida; Malpighiales; Linaceae
Source: the annotation of a GenBank genome assembly